AUAAGCGAAACGUGUAAGAAAGAAAAAAUGUACUACAACGCAUGAUGAGGCUAAAACAAGCUUGGGAAGCCGAUUUGUAAAUUCUACCUGUUUGCAGUUGAGUUUAGACGGAUGUGGCUUUUACGUCAGUGGAAAUUCCCACACGAUGUGACUGCAUCUGACUAAAGCCAUAAUAAAGACUGCGUUCGUGUGUUUUUCACGCAUUUUCAUCUAUUAUGUCAUGUUACGUGUUUCAAACUCGUUUCUGAUCAAAGCUCGGCUGUGUUUCUGCGUUUCAUGUCAGUAGAUGUAUGCGAGCAAACGUUAAAGCGCUCCGGGAGAUUGUCGGUGCGCGUCCUUUACGCGCGUUACGGUAAAAGAUGAACGCGAAGUUUCCCUUUGGUUUCAUUUUAUCAACAAUCACCAUGACCAGUCCAAAAUGUGGACAAACGAGUCUCGCGAAACCCUGGGUGAUUUCUAAACCAAAAUAGGCAGUUUAUAACGCAGCAGGACGAAAUAUAGACUGAAUCUGGAGUGGCGCAGAGAGCGUUCCGAUUAGCGCUCCGGAUUGUUGAUCGCGAACGCUUCCUAAACAGACGCAAGAGCGCAGUUUAAAGUUCACGCGAUUAUGUGAGUUGCAUCAUGGCUCUCUCAGGUCUCACACUGGAUGACUUUCGAUCCCAGCAGGAGGUUGAGGAUGAGUUCACCUGUGCAGGUGUGUUGAGGGGGGCAUUGGUGGCGCUGCAGCCCAACGUCGAGCGACUCUUUGGGGUGAAGUUGAGUAUCGGGGGAGAGGACGCCCUGUCUGCGCAGAGCGGACAGAUCUGGCUGCAGCUGCGGGGGGCUGGAAGAGAAGUGCAGGCAGCAAAGCUUUUUGUGAAAGGUGUCGUCAAUCAGGAAGCUCAGCAAGAAAUCCAGUUUCCUGAAGCUCUUCAAUGUGUCUUCUGUGGCGCUAAAGGGCUGUUCAUGGACUGCCUGGUUAAAAACACCUCUGCUAAUGUAGUGCUGGGAUCUCAAGGCCUCGUCCUCAUAACCGGGCUGGCAGAACCUGUGGUGAAAGCCUAUUCCUUAAUUUCAGACCUGGUGGAGAAGUACAAGAGCAGCCAGGGACGGCGCACCGAGGCUGGAUUAGAAUCCUUGGAUUCGCGUCGGGCCUUCAAAACCAUCGUCGAGAGUCUGGAGGAUCGUCACACCCUAGACCUGUUGGUGUUACCUGUGAUUGUGAAAGAGGUUCUGCUGGAUUUAGUGAAGCAGUCUGGACUGGACUCGCAUGCAAAGCGGGACCAGGAAGGUCUGAUCCCGGUCGAAGCCAAUGGAUCACGGGUGAUGCAGAGAACUGUCGGUGAUGUUUUUGAAAGCUCUGAAGGACAUCUGAGAUCAAAUCAUAAUGCGGAGAACUCUCAUUCCCAGCAGCCCGUUUUUUUCCCACAAUCUGGCCAUCACAGAAUUAACGGCACGGAUGAUUUCAGCAACCAAUCCUACAAUCCGUUUUCUCGAGGUUUCACCCUUGACCCAACACACUUUGAGAUCCCAGAGUCUCCAGAACAAGCUUCGCCACAAGAAACUGAAUCAGAGACGCGGCCACAGGACGCCGUUCUGUUGUCCACGGGGACCAGAGAGGAUUUUGACCACUUUCUCAAGUUCUUCACCGCAAUGGGAUUUGCAGAGGAUGUGGUGCAAGCUGUUCUAACCCGAAAUGGUCCCAAAGAAGCCUCGCAGCUUCUGGAUUUGAUCCAGCAGGAGCAGGACAAAACAGGCCAGCGUAAACGCCACAGCGAGUCCCAGAACGUGGCGGGAAUUGGUGGAGAAAUGCAUGAGGCUCUUCAGAUACUAGAGGCCAGUAAAGGAGAACCCAACGCUAAAGAGGAAGACUUUGUCUUGGAUGUGUUAAAGAAGGCCGCGGCAACUUGCGGCUACACCGAGGAGAGCGUAAUGGAAGUGUACAGCAAUCUACCCGGGCUCACGCCUCACGAGCUGCUCAUGGAGCUACAGAAACAACGAGAGCCGAACAGGACGAAAGGUGGCAGUAAAAAAGCUGAUUUGAAGAUGGGCACAAAUACAUUGGCAGAUCUUGACACUGGGAGUGGAAAGACUGGUGCAGAGAUGAGGACCCCAAAACUAGAUGCAUCCAAACCGGUGAACAUUAAUGGCAGGCCUUUAUCGGUGAGAGGCCCACCGCAGAUGACAUACUCCUUUGAAACCUUGGACUCUGACAUACAACCAAUGAAUUCACCAGUCCGAUCUCCUCCACAGACUGUCGGACAGAACCUGAACUUCGGUUCCCCAAAUGUCUCCAACCAAAUUACUGUGCACAAACCUAACCAUGGCAGACCUGGUGCGGCAUCUGUGGUCACAGGACCUCAGCGGUUCCUCGAGAGCCUCAAGACGCCCUUCCAACUGCAGCUGUCGGAUGAGCCUGGUGACCCCAUGCUGCGUUCGAUCAUCAUCGAUGGGAGCAAUGUUGCAAUGACUCACGGCUUGGGUUUUUUUUACUCCUGUCGAGGCAUCGCUCUGGCCGUACAACACUUCUGGGCGAGAGGCCAUCGUGAAAUCACAGUGUUCGUCCCUCAGUGGAGACAGAAGAACAACUCAAAGGUUCAAGAACGGCAGUUCAUGAAUGAACUCUUCGAUCUGGGUUUCCUCAAAUACACUCCAUCCAGAGAGGUCGAGGGCAAGAGAAUCAACUCGUACGAUGACCGAUUCAUGCUGGAUCUGGCGCAGAAGACGAAUGGAGUGAUUGUGACUAAUGACAAUCUGAGAGAUCUGGUGGACGAGUCGCCCGUGUGGAGAGACAUCAUAAAGAAAAGUUUGCUUCAGUAUGUGUUUGCCGGCGAUCUUUUCAUGUUACCUGACGAUCCUUUGGGUCGCGGUGGACCUCAUCUGAAAGACUUCCUACAUAAACACAACAGCAGUAGUUUACCUGUUCCCGGCAGUCACUCGUACGCAGGUGCGUCUGCGUCCUUCCCUCCUCCGUCUGCGGCGCCGCGCGCUCACACCGAAGGGCUGCAGUACCGAGACAGGACACCGGGGGGGUCCGGCAGAGGUCAAGGGUCAGUCAGGGGUCAACGGGAUGAGGGCGAGGGGCGUCAGGACGUCAGGGAGAGGACGGCGGAGGAGACGCUGAAGCUGCGGCAGAGUUUAGUGCAGAUCUUUCCAGACCAGGAAAGCGUCAUUAUCAUGAUCCUGCAGUGUCAUCCGGCAGUCACAGACGUCAACCGACUCACAAACCUCAUCCUGGAACAACAGGAAUAAAUACAGACGAGCAGAAGAUGAAAACGACAGGCAGCGUCUGCAAAAAACACAGCUGGUUUUGAAUUGUGAUCAAAACAAAACUAAAGAAAGUUCCUGAAAAAAAAAAUGUGAUUAUGAUUCUAAAACUAUCUGACAUCCAUCGGUCUUCUGAUGUGUUUCCAAUUUGAAACAUAAUUUAUACAUUCAACCACUUUUAACAUUUUUAAACUACAGUUGUGCUUUUAGAAGUUUUUAAUCUGAAAUGUUAACACUCAGUGUUUUGUUGAUAUUAUUUAUUUUCACAUGCUCCUUUCUUAAUGUAAGCAUAAUGAAAAGAUGACGAGUAUUAGACCAAAUCAAGCAAAGAAUAUGUCUUUAUGAGUUUAAUUUCACAUUGUCUUUGUUUUCAUGUUGAGCAGCGUUGCUAUAAUCUGGCGUGUUUACAAUUUGUAUUUUUAUACAGAUGUUCAUUAAUGUGCACUGUCCCUAUUACACAACGACAUAAAUAAGGUUGUCAGUUGAUUAACCUGUGGAGUCAUUUUCAUCGAUUUAUUUUAAUAUUACAUUUAAACUGCACAAAUAGUGUAAUAUUUUUAGAAUAAUUAUUAAAAAAAUGAUCUGAACCUACUGUUUACUUGAUUUUUAUUUUUUUUUAAUGAUGAUUGUGAACAUUUAAUCACUUUUUAAAACUUGUGAAUAUCCACAGUCGUGCUGUGCCCCAGCAGAGGGUGCUGUACCUGCUGUACCACUGGUGCUGCAUAUGCAAUCGGACAUUUAAAGGGGUCAUCGGAUGCCCAUUUUCCACAAGUUAAUAUGAUUCUUUAGGGUCUUAAUAAAAAAUCUCUAAUAUACUUUGGUUAAAAAUUCUCAAUGGUUGUGUAAAGCAACACCCUUUUUACCUUGCCAAAAUCAGCUCUGCAAAUAUUAUCUCAUUCUGGACAAGGCUGCUUUAAAUGCAAAUGCACAUUAUUAGGCAAGAUUCAUAAAAAAAACCCCUUAUACUCACUUCUGCUGUAAGUGAAGCUGGAUCAUGAAUGAUGAUGAUAAAAAA
Molecule: messenger RNA, 4261 nt
Organism: Labeo rohita (rohu)
Lineage: Eukaryota; Metazoa; Chordata; Actinopteri; Cypriniformes; Cyprinidae
Gene: khnyn
Product: KH and NYN domain containing
Cellular component (GO): nucleus; cytoplasmic ribonucleoprotein granule
Molecular function (GO): mRNA binding; RNA endonuclease activity
Source: RefSeq, a predicted model, not a curated record